This is a messenger RNA of Danaus chrysippus (African queen), 645 nucleotides long. Lineage: Eukaryota; Metazoa; Arthropoda; Insecta; Lepidoptera; Nymphalidae. The record is from the annotation of a GenBank genome assembly.
CUGAACGUACAGGAAGACUUCCAGGAGGAAAUAACAAAGAAAACUCCCAGCACUAGCUCUUUGGAGAUGCCGGUCAUUGAAGACAUACCUGAGGAAUAUUGGUUAGGCUUUUUGACGGAAUUUAGACAUUCAAUUUAUUUGAAUGAAAUGUGGAUGAAUGAACUCGAUGAAACAGAUUCAUCUCUGUGGUCACGAGAAAGCGAGAGACUUCAGCGCAUCACCGACUACAGCGAGCCUCGUCUGGAGACACAGUUGAAUCGGUCAUUGGUCAUCAGGAGUCAGCAGUCAGUGCUAGGAUGGUCAAUUAGCGUCACGUCAGGGUCACAGCAGGGGGCGGGGGAUGGAGGAGACGUGCGGGUUGAAGAGGUACACGAAGGAGAGAUGAAGGAAACAUCUCGACGAUCACACAAACGGACUGAGAAGAGCAAGCUGUUCAGUAAAGCUAGGUGGCCUGACUUUCCUCUCUUCUGUUUAGUAUGCUGGGCAGAUCCAGAGGUUCCCUCCCCACCUCUCGAAGGUGACUCCAGGUCCCGCGUCAGCAUCAUAUCUGACUGCCGCUUGAGGAAUUUAAGGUUGGACACUCAAUACGACAUAACAUCGGAGAAGAUAGACACUCCUCCCGGAGAGGUGGUUAAAAGAAAAUAA